This is a messenger RNA of Lodderomyces orthopsilosis Co 90-125, 1167 nucleotides long. Its product is annotated as asparaginase. Gene Ontology annotation, molecular function: asparaginase activity. Lineage: Eukaryota; Fungi; Ascomycota; Pichiomycetes; Serinales; Debaryomycetaceae. The coding region runs from base 1 to 1167 and encodes 388 amino acids. The transcript has a single exon. The record is from RefSeq and is a predicted model, not a curated record.
AUGACUGGGACUUCCAUAAACAACUUUGUCCCCUUAUCUAAUAUCAAUGAGGAUUCUUCGACAUGUCCACAACAGGUUGAAAUUACCGAUUUCACUAAAUUAGAUCACCAUGCUUUCAAACUAAGAUAUAGGUCCAACUCCAUUAUCUCUGCAUCUACUAUUGAAGAUGAAAAGCCAUUACCAGUUAUUAAAAUCUUAGGAACUGGUGGAACCAUUGCAUCAAAGGCUCAAUCGUCGAAUGUGACAGCUGGUUACGCUGUAGAUCUUACCAUUGAGGAAUUACUUAGUCAUAUACCUGAUUUAUCAACAACGUGCAUAUUGGAGUAUGAGCAAGUUAUGAACAUUGAUUCCAAGGAUAUGGGCUUACUUGAAGUGGAAACAUUAUACAGACAGAUAAAGGAGGAUUUGAGCAAGUACGAUGGGAUAGUCAUUACUCAUGGAACUGAUACAAUGGAAGAGACGGCAUUUUUCAUCCAGUCAACAAUAAACACAGAAAAGCCUAUUGUAUUUUGUGGGAGUAUGAGACCGAGUACUGCAAUAUCAUCAGAUGGGCCAAUGAAUUUGUACCAGGCUAUUGUUAUUGCGUCACAUCCACAAAGCCAUGGACGUGGGGUUCUUAUUGCUUUGAAUGACCGUAUAGGGGCUGGCUAUUAUAUCACCAAGUCAAAUGCAAACUCAUUGGACACUUUUAAAACAGUGGGACAAGGUUAUAUCGGUAAUUUUGUCAAUGAUGAGGUAAAAUAUUACUUCCCUGCGGCCAAACCUUUAGGUAUGACAUAUUUCGAGCUAGACGCAGAGUUCGAUCUCCCUGAAGUGCCAAUAAUAUACGCACAUCAAGGAUUAAAUAACAAGAUUUUGGAAUUGGCAUUGAAGGAGUUAAAUGCCAAGGGUUUAGUGAUUGCAACUAUGGGUGCUGGUUCAUUAUCAGCGGAGACCAAUGAAUUCUUGUCCAAUUUGGUUGGGCCAGGGUUCCCUAUUAUAUACAGUAAGAGGUCAAUGGAUGGUAUGGUACCUCUUGGAGGAUUGCCCAAAUUCAAUGGCAAGGUGUUUGACAAUGCAGUUGCUGGUGGCUACUUGAACCCACAAAAGGCAAGAAUUUUAUUACAAUUGUGUCUCAACGAGGGGUAUGAUUUGAAAAGGAUAAAGAAGGUGUUCAAGACAGUAUAG